ACAUUGCAUUGCCGUACCAUAUGUAGGAUAGAUCAAUGUGCAGUGCACUUACAUAAUUAGAAAAGUGUGUGUUUCUUUGGACGCGUUUCUUUGACUUUGUGGAUCUAUUUUGCUAGAAUAAUUAUCAUGUUCACAGGUUGAUGUAAAGUAUUGUCAUUUUUCUCAUCGAAUAGGAAAACGGUAAAGAAGAGAACAGGAUGGAUCAAAUCGAAUCAAAUUUACGAAGACAUGUCGAGGCCGGAUUGAACGAAGUGCCCGCAGUUUGGUCAGUUGUGCUGUAUACUUUGUUCGGGUCAGUUCUGGGCUUCCAGUGCUACAAUCAAGCCCUCAACUAUGUGCCCGCGCCUGAUAAAUAUUCUGGUGGAAAUCGGUUUAAAUGGCGGAAUGUUAUGGCUUCUUUUCUUCAUGCUUUCCUCACAGGGACUGGAUCACUUUAUUGUUUAUACACAUCUCCGUUCAUCUUAGAUGACCUAAUACACAACUUUACUCCAUUCAGUGAGAUUUUAGUUUCCCUUUCUACAGGUUAUUUCGUGUAUGAUUUUCUAGACAUGCUUGCAUAUAAGAAAAUCUCCAGUUCGUGGCCUUUACUACUUCAUCAUAUUGUUAUAUUCACAUGUUUUGGGGUAGCCUUGUACUACCAGCACUACAUAGGCUAUGCAGUGGUGGCGCUCAUGGCAGAAGUCAACAGUAUAUUCCUUCAUUUACGGCAGCUCUUACUCAUGAACAGCUAUCCCAAGUCAUCGACGACCUACAUAGUCAACAGCAUCGUCAAUGUGAUAACGUAUAUCAUGUUCCGUUUCGGUGUGCUGAUCUGGAUGGCUUGGUGGUUGUCCCAGCACACGCAGGACUUACCAAUCACGAUGAGCCUUCUGGCUGGCUGUGGACUAACGAUCAUGAUCACUGUAAACUUUGUGCUUUUCCUAAGACUCCUUGUCAGUGACUUCUUUUCAAAUAGUGGUUACAAGGAUGUCUUAGACAAAUAAGCUUCCGUUUCUCCAUGUUAUCCAUCUCAACAAUUCUUUUUUAUAUGAUGAAUAUACAUGUACACACCAUCCUGGUCUAAACUGAUAUUCAUAUUCAGUUGUCAUAUUAUUUUUAUAUGAUUUUUAUGAGAAACUCUUUAUGCAUUCACCAUGUGGCAUAUGAGAAGGUGUGGAAUGUGUUGGGCAAUUGUAUGCACAUAUUAAUUAUUUUUAAUUAGAACUGCUCACAUAAAGUGCAAAUGUGUGAUGUCAUCAUCCUUUAUUUUUAUAUGGAAAUUUGUUUAAUGAUCAUAUUUGGUACAUGCAGCACAUGAUGACAAGCCUCUACUCACCAAAUUUGGCAUGGUUCUUGUUGGCUCAAGGUAGUCACAAUACGCGAUUAGCCCCAUUGAGGCCAAUCUAAAUUGGCCUGGUUGAGGACAGUUUGAUGUCAAUAGGGCUACAUGUACAUGUUUGACCAUCAUUAAUAGAUUCCCACCCAACUUUGGGCUGUAGAAGUUUGUCUUUUUAUCAUGCUCAACAUGGUAUCCAUAUGCUGAAAUACAAAAAAAAAAGCAUUCAGAAUUGUGAUGUCAUAUUGCUUCAGUACUCUAAUGUGAAUGGGAAAGUGAGUGCCUGUCGGAGAAAUUGGGUAUAUUUGUACUGUGUUUGUGAUCAUGAGAUUGUUAAUGGCAUGUUUACAUGUUUGUCAUUCAGAGUAAUUGUAUUAAUGGAAGCAGGAAGUGAUCUGUUGGUUUACGUUGAACCCAGCAGUGAUUCCAAAUUACUUCAACCAUACAGUAGUUUGAUUAUUGAAUUUAUAUGAUGUGUGUAUGUGAUAUUGAUGCUUUGAAAGAAUAUAACUGCCUUUGAAUGAAAAACUAAUAAUCUUUAAAACAAUAAUUGAAGAAAACAUACGUGUAUCGUUAAUCUGGUGUAUCAGGUAUACAGUAUCAGACCUGGGGAUAAGAAUAAGACAGCUAUAAUUUAAAGAAUGAAAAGACUGAGUUGAAGAUUAAAUCUGAGAGUUUGAAAAUGGAGAAAUUUAACAAGUUACUAUUUUGAAGCAAGGAUAAUUUUUUAUAUUAGUAGAACUUGAAAUGUUGCAUUAGAUUGAUAAUUCAUUAAAUCCCCCGCAGUAAAGUCAAGAAAAUUGAAUUUUGAAGAAAUUGGGUAUUAGUCAUUUGAAGAAUGCAGUGCUUUAUGCCAGGGAUCAGAGGUGCUCUCAGUGCUCAGAGCGGCUCUCUUUCAUUCCCUAAUGUUUUAUCUUUAAUAGUGAGGGUUUGUGAUGAAAAGAUUGCCAGAUUCCAUGUGAAAGGCCUGGAUCUGACUCUUGGUGAGAUGUCUGAAUAUUCUCUGUAGGUCUUCAUCAUUGAGAAACCACAUGAAUAUAAAUGUAUCAUGUGGUGUAAGGAGCUUACAAGACAUUUCAUUACUUUCACUGUUUGUGCCACAUAGUUAUGUGCCAUACCCAAUGUUUUCAAGAAAAUUGAUACAUAUUUUUUUCUUGAAAUAAACUUUAAAAGAUGUUCACAUUAACACACCCACAAGUACUUAAUUUUUCAUAUUAUUCAGUUCAGAAAAAAAAUCUAAUGAAAAGAAAAUUGUAAACAGUUUACAUAUUAAUUUAAUUUAUAAAUUAUAAAUGACAUUGAAAUUGCAGAUUUAAUUGAAAUGGAAAGAAACAAAUUUGUGAAUCAAAGCUGGAAGCCACUUGGAGGAGAUCCAUUCUCAACUGCCUGACGAAACAUUGCCAUGUCAUCAAGUGUACAAUUUAUACCCCAAUUUGACAAUAACAUACAAUUACACUGCUGUGAAGCUGCCUUGAGUUUAGGUUUGAGUUUGAGUCUGCUGUUUCACACAUCAAGCAUGGAUCUGCAUACCCUGUAGCCUCAUUGUUCAGACCUUGUUACAGAUUAUGACUGAGAAGGGUUUGUGUUUGAAGACUAAGAAUCUCUUGUUUAUGAUAUGACUGUGUUUUGUCUUGAACAUUCAUAAUUAAUCACCAGCUGUGAAGGAUGGAUCUCUGGCUAUGAUGACCUACUACACAUGCCAUGCACCUGUUCUACUGUCGUCCUUCAAGACACUGGCAAUUAUCUGAUAUUUGUCUGUGCUGUCAUGUUGAUAUACUUGUGAAAACAUCGUAAUCAUUUACCUUGGGAGUAAGACUAAUUAUUCAGAUCAUAUACUUUUAUUCUUGUGAUAUUUACUUGUGGGAAAAUAAUAGGGUUAUUAUUUUGAGGUUUGAAUAUUCCAAAAUUUUGUUAUUCUUGAACAUGUAAAUUGCAUAUAUACCAAGAUGUAUGUCUGUCCGAAGAUGAAAAGGGGUUCAUUAAUCUGAACAUUUAUGGCAUUGUAAUCCGACAGAAAUUGGGUUUGUUAUUCUUAACAUAAGGUUUUUAAUCUGACAAUAAAAUAAGGUUUGUUAUUCCAAAGGUGCAAUAGUGGGAAAAUUGAAUAAGGUUCACUAAUUCGAAGAUAUGAUAUUGCAAAAAUGAAAAGCUGGUAAGGUUUGUUUAAUAGACCUACCUUAUCAACUAUAAACCAUUUUUUUUCCUUUCUGCAAUCAUAGAGCUUUGCUGCAAUUUACCAUUCAGUUGUUGAUUUUAUGUGGUAUAUUAAUUACACCCCGUAAACAUGGUUUUUUUUCUUGGCGAUAGGGUUUAGACAGGAACGGGGAUUACAAGUUGGCCAUUUGUAUUAUAAACUGCAUUUAUAUACAUCAAUGUUUUGAAACUGGUGGGUGUUUCAUAAAGCUGUCGUAAGUUAAGAGUGACUUUAAGAACGACUGGUGAUCCUUUCUUUCUUGUACAUGUAAAUGAUAUUCACCAUUAAAUGUUCAUUGGUGAUUAUUUAGUGCGUAAGAAAGGUUCACCAGUCGUUCAAGAAGUUGCUCUUAACUUACAAACAGCUUUAUCAAACACCCACAAGGAGAUUCAGCUGAAUCAAGCCUGGACAUUAUUCAUUUCCAUGCUCUUCUUCAAGUCCAUUCCCUGGAGAACUAAUCCAUUAACUUGUUGUCUUAUUCAUGCACUUUGCAUGUUAGCAUUUACAAAAUAACAGAGAAUGACACAAUGCCAUUGGCUGACUAUACUGCAAGAAUCCAAAUCAUUUUCAUUAUGUACCUCAAAGCCUUCAAUAUUCUAUUCUCGCUGUUAAAACGCACAAAGGAAAAAAACACUUUUCCUGAGUAAAAAUGUAUUUAGUAUCAUGAGACUAAUGCAAUGAUACUCAUGGUACAUGUAUUCUCUUGCUGCGGUGGCAAAUGUGUUUUAAUGCACUCCAAUUUAGUGCAGAUUAAAUAAUGUAUGUAUUUUGAUUAAUUGGUAAUUUCUAGCAAUUUUUAGGUACUACAUCAAAUGAAGAUAUUUCUGAAGAAACUUAUUUUAAAUAAUUCUUUGAUAGUAAAAUGAUUUUUGAUAGACAUUAAAGCUACAUGAAAGUUUUGAAAUUAUUAUUAAUGUUUCUGAGUUUUAACUUCAAUACUGCCAUAUGUUCAUUUAUUUGAUAGUACACAACUGAUCUAAAAACAAUAGUGUUUACAUGUUGACCUUAUUGGUACUCCAAGCAGUAUAUUAUUAACCGUGUCAGACAUCUGAGCAGGGCAACUUUAAUACAAUAUUGCCUGCUUAUGACUGUGGUCAAAUGGUCGGUCAAUAAGUUUCCAGUUGUUUAUCCAAGGAUUCAAUUUAUUGCCCGCUCAGGAUAAUCUGAGAAAAUGCGUGGAAAUGUUGCGGGCAAUAAGGCAGAGCUAACAUCCGGGUAUUCUAUGUGUUUUUGUACGCAUCCUUGAAUUGCGCAGUGCUAUACGUCACAAUGUUUAUCAAGUUGAGACAACGCUGGAUACUACCUGCCCAGGCCAGGGUCGCGUCAUUUCAAUUACGUCACAAUGGUAUAGUUCAGAGGCCCAGUCUGCUCAACAUGACAAAGUAAAUUACCAUUCUUAAACUCUAAGAUA
Messenger RNA from Lytechinus pictus (painted urchin), 4920 nucleotides. Its product is annotated as TLC domain-containing protein 2-like. The record is from RefSeq and is a predicted model, not a curated record. The coding region runs from base 198 to 983 and encodes 261 amino acids. The transcript is spliced from 4 exons. NCBI's taxonomy places the organism in Eukaryota, Metazoa, Echinodermata, Echinoidea, Temnopleuroida, Toxopneustidae. Gene Ontology annotation, biological process: phospholipid homeostasis; membrane assembly; plasma membrane organization. Gene Ontology annotation, cellular component: plasma membrane.